AUGAUCCCGCAGGACGCCAUCGCAGAGCUGCAGCGGUACACGGCGUGCGACGUCUCCGACGCCCUGCUCAAGCUCAACGUCCCCGGCGCGGGCUUCGUCGCCGACCUCAGGGCCUAUGGCGGCGCCCCGGGCUCCGACGCCGAUACCUCCUCCGCCGUCACCGCCGCGCCCGUCUCCACGAUCCUCUUCGCCGCAAAGGGCGGGCCCCCGCCUGCCGAGCCGCCCGUCAGCAACGUGCCCAAGGACGCGCACUGGGCCGACCUCGCCCGCGAGGGCACCCUCGUCUUCAUGCAGCAGCCGCCCGGCCAGACAAACGCCGUCUGCGGCGGCAUCAUGGCCCUGCGCAUGAAGGUCCGCGGCGUCAGGGGCAUCGUCGUCGCCGGCCGCGUGCGCGACCUGCCCGAGCUGCGGAGCACCAACCUGCCGAUCUGGGCCUACGGCACCUCCACCGUCGGCUCCGGCGGCGGCAGCGUCCCCUGGGCCCUCGACGCGCCCCUCUCCAUCAACGGCACCGCCGUCCGCCCCGGCGACGUGGCCCUGCACGACCCCGUCAACGGCGUCGUCGUCGUCCCCCGCGACAAGCUCGACGCCGUGCUGGAGCUGCUGCCGCGCCUGACGGCCGCCGACGACAGGGUCAAGGAGGACGUGCUCAGGGGCGUGUCCGUGUACGACGCGUUUAAGCUGCACCGGGGUUGA
Messenger RNA from Purpureocillium takamizusanense, 696 nucleotides. RefSeq lists its product as uncharacterized. Lineage: Eukaryota; Fungi; Ascomycota; Sordariomycetes; Hypocreales; Ophiocordycipitaceae. The coding region runs from base 1 to 696 and encodes 231 amino acids. The transcript is spliced from 2 exons. The record is from RefSeq and is a predicted model, not a curated record.